Messenger RNA from Rotaria sp. Silwood2, 210 nucleotides. The record is from the annotation of a GenBank genome assembly. NCBI's taxonomy places the organism in Eukaryota, Metazoa, Rotifera, Eurotatoria, Philodinida, Philodinidae.
AUGUAUAGUAGUGUGUUGAGACCUGCUGCAGCUACAACUGAUAUGCAUAACAGGCUUAUUUGUCAGUUAAAUCGAUCAUCAUCAUCAAAUGAAACUAAUUCACCACCAAUAACAAAAAAGAAAGAAGAUCCUUUUGCAACAAUGCGUAGUGGAAGAGCAACAGCUGCUUCGAUUAAAGUUUCAGUGGAUUCAUUUACGAAAGAUAUUUAA